This is a messenger RNA of Danio rerio (zebrafish), 1800 nucleotides long. RefSeq names its product calcium homeostasis modulator family member 5, tandem duplicate 1 (gene calhm5.1). Lineage: Eukaryota; Metazoa; Chordata; Actinopteri; Cypriniformes; Danionidae. Gene Ontology annotation, biological process: monoatomic ion transmembrane transport; monoatomic cation transmembrane transport. The record is from RefSeq and is marked validated. Gene Ontology annotation, cellular component: membrane.
AUCUCUUUCGGUUUAGCAGCUCGUCUGGUGUGUUUUGCAAAUAUGGCUGUACCAAGAAUGGAUUCUUUUAAGACUGUCUUAAAGUUCUUCACCGAUCAGAAGACCACUAUUGGCUACAGCGUCAUGGCUAUUUUGACAAUAGGCAGUGAACGAAUUUUCUCCAUGGUGUCUUUUCAGUGUCCCUGCACCAAAGGACAGAAUUUUCCCUAUGGGAUUUGUUUUCUGCUCGGACCUGCUGUCGUCUUACUGGUAGUCGGUUUCUUUGUUAGCACACGUUUCUGGCGGUUAUAUACUGGGUGUUGUCUGAACCCCCUCAAACUCUGCCCCCGAGGAAACUUUGUGGGAUGCUUAAAAGGUUUAAUAAAGGUGUUGUAUGGAGCCUGCGUUGCCCCUGUCAUGUGGCUUACUGUAGCCCUGUUAAAUGGAACCUUCUAUGAGUGUGCUGUCAGUGGAUUGGAUGAAGUUGCGGUGAUCCAAAUUUUUUGCGCAGAUAAGGGAUCUGUAUGCCAGGAUGAGCUACACCGAGUGCCCUGCGGCAAAUCCACACUUCCUCCUGAGCAAAAUACGGAACUGCUGUAUAUGCUGCGAGCUCAGUCACAGAUCCUCGGCUGGUCCGUCAUCAUUACAGCAGUAGUAAUAGCGCUGAUCGGGACUUGCUAUAAGAACUGUGUCUCUCAAGUAAGCUACCUUCAGCUAACUUUCUGGAAGAUCUACAUGGAGAAAGAAAGGGAAAAGUUUGACGCUUUUGCAAACGACUAUGCCACCAAACUAGCAGAUCGUAACCUCAAGAGUUUCUUUGACAACAAAUUGCCAGAAGAAUUUCCCUUUCCGAAUCACAAAGCCUGGGAGGAGAUCUCCGCUAUUUACAAUUUCAGGAAAAGUGAACAGCACUACAGCACACUGCAGAGAUACGUGGAGCGCAGCGAUCGGGACUACUCCCCUGAUGAGCAUCCAAUGGUUGAGAUGGACCAUGGCAUAGAGAUGGUAUAGGCUUCAUGGACUGCUGCUAAAUCUAUGAAAAAAGAUUUCUCCAGUACAAUGUGUGUGUGAAUGAGAGUGUGUGUUUUCCAUCACUGGGGGUUCAUGAGUUAAUGUACUCUCAUUGCUGGGUUGCGGCUGGAAAGGACAUUCUCUGCAUAAAACAUACCAGAGAAAUUGGCAGAUCAUUCUACUGUGGUGACCCCUGAUAAAUCACGGACUACGCCGCAGGACAGUGAGGGAUUCCCAGAAUAUUGGCCUUAAGACUGACAACAACUGUGAAUAUUGGCAGAAUGACAGUUUUGUUUGUUAGCUACAGUCUAUAUUGAAAAUCAGUCGACUAAAAGUUUUUUUGGUGUUAUGUUUACAUUUAGUCAGUUAGAAAAUGCUUUAUCCAAAGAUUUGUGCUACUAAUACAAAGUUUCUGAUUUUAUUAGAAAGAAACAAGCUACGUUUCGUGUGUCAGAGUCCAUGGCAUUAUUUAAAAUGCAUAUAUGUUGUACUUUUUACACUCGUAUUAAGCCAACACAAGUCUGUUGGCAGGUUUAAGUGUGAUGCUUUCAGUUUCAGGGUCCAAUUUCCAUAUUGUGUGAAUGUUGCUUUUCAGAUUUUGCAAAUUAAAAAUCUCAGGACAUUUUUUAUUUAUUUAAUUUUUGAGUCAUUUAGCUUUCUGGGUGAAUCAAGAGCUCUUAUAAAAAUCUUUGUUGCAAUAUCCAUAUUUUAAGUAUGUUUAAUGUUAACUUCAAAGACCUUUGCAUAUUUAAUAAUUAUAUGUAACUCUUACGUUGUACAAAAUUGAUUAAAAUAUAAAAUACUGUCACA